UUUUACUUACUGAUAUUAUGAUCAAACAAUGAAGUUCUUUAUUCCAUCGUGAUACGUAGACCCUUGUGCAAAAAUGCAUUUUAUACUUUGGGGGAUUACUUGUGUGCAUGAGCAAGUAUGAAUGCCAUUAUAAAUGUUAACUCGGAUUUAAUUCGGAAGGCGGGAAGUCCUGAGAAGAAGGAGCACCUGUAUAAGAUUUUAGUGAUAGGAGAACUAGGAACAGGAAAGACGUCCAUUAUAAAGAGAUACGUCCAUCAGUUCUUCUCACAGCAUUACAGAGCUACUAUUGGUGUAGAUUUUGCCUUAAAGGUCCUGAACUGGGAUGCAGACACAAUUGUCAGAUUACAGUUAUGGGACAUUGCUGGUCAGGAGCGAUUUGGAAACAUGACACGGGUAUACUACAAAGAGGCAGUAGGGUGUUUCAUUGUGUUUGACGUUACAAGGGCUUCCACAUUUGAUGCCGUGGUAAAAUGGAAGAGUGAUUUAGACAGUAAAGUACAGCUUGCAGAUGGUAGCCCCGUCCCCUGUGUUUUAUUAGCUAAUAAAUGUGACCAAGCUAAGGAAGGUCUAGUAAACAACUCAAAUCAGAUGGAUGAUUUCUGUAAGGAGAAGGGUUUUAUUGGUUGGUUUGAAACAUCAGCAAAAGAAAAUAUCAACAUUGAUGACAGUGCAAGGUUCUUAGUUCAACGAAUAUUAGAAAAUGAUAGCAACAUAAAACGAGACGAAGAAGAUCAGGAUAAGAUAACUCUUGACAGCCGGCAAAACAUUCUAAAAAAUCCAAAGGAGAAGGGAGGAUGCUGCUGAUGUCACAGCUGAAUAAACUUAAAUGUUUAUGGAUGAGUGAAAACAUUAUUUUGUAUGGAUGAGAGAGCACAUUGAGUUGUUAUGGAUGAAUGAGCACAAAAAUUUGUUUUGGAUGAGUGGAAUAAGUGAAUGAGAAGAUGGAUGCGCUUAAAAUGAGAUAUAACAAGAUAUUGAGAUACAGAAGAACCAUUGAAACAUCAUGUACAUGUAUGUUAAGACAAUGCAAUGUUUGUGUGUAUGUGUGUUACUAAGUUCAGGUAGUAGUGAAUGCUAUCUUUGUACACCACAUCCAAAGUUCAUUUUUUUUUUUAUUUGUACAACAUGAAAAUGCUUAUUAUUGUCUUUUAUAGUAAUUCUUACUUACUCUACUUUUUACUUCAGAAGAUUAUGUUGUCAGUAUGUUCUGCUUUCAGAGGUUUAUAUUCUUAUUAGUUGCCAUAUUUAACUCAGAAUGUGCCUUAAACAUGCACUUAUUUGAGAGAAAUGGUAAUUUUAAAACAGAAGAAUUUUAGUGUUAUUUAUUAUAAUCUACUUGUUUAUGAAUAAAAACAAUGCAAGUAUAUUGAGUUAUUCUAAUUAUAGUGUAGUGAGAGGCAUAGAUAUUUUAGAAUGUGUUCAUAGUAGGUUUACAUCUAAUUAUUAAAAUGCAGUUGUGUUUUGUUUUUUCAUAAAUUUCAUUUAUGCGUGAACCAAACUG
Messenger RNA from Saccostrea cuccullata (small rock oyster), 1501 nucleotides. RefSeq names its product ras-related protein Rab-32-like. The transcript has 6 exons. The coding region runs from base 118 to 804 and encodes 228 amino acids. Gene Ontology annotation, cellular component: late endosome; lysosome; trans-Golgi network. The record is from RefSeq and is a predicted model, not a curated record. Gene Ontology annotation, biological process: phagosome-lysosome fusion; endosome to lysosome transport. NCBI's taxonomy places the organism in Eukaryota, Metazoa, Mollusca, Bivalvia, Ostreida, Ostreidae. Gene Ontology annotation, molecular function: GTP binding; GTPase activity.